AUGGCCGACGAAGCAAAGAAACUCGAUUUACAGUUUCCAUCGUACAAAGACAAGUUUGUAAUUCCCUCAUUCGAGUCGUUGGGUAUCUCCAACCGCAACUUCUCGCCGCUGGACCCAUCAAUCUACUUCUGUGGAAAUUCGUUGGGUUUGAUGCCCAAAGCUACUAGAAAGGCAUUGGAGGACGAAUUGGACGCAUGGGGCGCUCGUGGUGUUGAGUCCCAUUUUAACCAUCCCGGGGAAGCCGCGGGCAAAACGUCGUGGGUAGACAUCGAUUUGCCAAUCGUGCCACUUUUGGCACCCAUUGUAGGAGCUCUUGAGUCGGAGGUGGCCGCCAUGGGAUCGCUCACUGCCAACCUAAAUGCGUUGUUGACGUCGUUCUACAAGCCGCAAAAUGGUCGCACCAAAAUUUUGUUUGAGAAACAGGCUUUUCCAUCCGACUACUAUGCGUUUCUCAAUAUGGUGAAGUUGCAUGGUUACGACGAAUCUCACUUGAUCCAACUUUCAGUUUCCGAGGGUUCCACAUACUUGAACACUCAGGACAUUUUGCGUGAGAUCGAGGCACAUAAGGACGAGCUUGCAUUGGUCUGCUUGCCUGGAAUCCAGUACUAUACUGGACAGUGCUUUGACAUGGAGAGAAUCACCAAAAGUGCCCAUCAACACGGGAUUACCGUGGGUUGGGACUUGGCUCAUGCGGUUGGAAAUGUUCCUUUGCGUCUUCACGACUGGGGUGUGGACUUUGCGGCAUGGUGCUCAUACAAGUACUUGAACUCUGGUCCCGGGGCCAUCGGAGGGAUAUUUGUCCAUGAAAAACACACGCAAAACAACUCCAAGAAUGACUUUCCGCCCAGGCUCGCAGGAUGGUGGGGAAAUAACAGUGCUGAUCGUUUUAAAAUGCUAGAGAUCUUUGACCCCAUCCAAUCUGCGUUGUCGUACCGUCAGUCUAACCCCAGUGUAUUAGAUUGCGUGGCCUUGAAGGCGUCGCUUGAAAUUUACAAAGAGGUGGGGGGAGUCGAGGCACUUCGCCGGAAAAGCGUGGAAUUGACCAAUUUCAUGGAGAGGUUGUUGAAGGAGUCUAAAUACUACUUGAAGGCCAAUGCGGAUUCCAAUGCUUUUGGCUUCAAGAUAUUGACUCCUGCUAACCUGGACGAGAGAGGCAGCCAGCUUUCCAUCUUAUUCCAGCCACAUCAUGAAGAGAGGGCUAGCAAUGUCAUGGAGAACGUCAACGAGUACCUCCACGAUCAUGCUAUCAUUUGUGACGAGAGACGCCCGGAUGUGAUCCGCCUCGCGCCGGUUCCCUUAUACAAUACCUUUGGAGAGGUUGUAAUUGUUGUACAACGACUCGUUGAAGCCUUAGACGCUAUUAAUAAAGAGUAG
Molecule: messenger RNA, 1374 nt
Organism: Sungouiella intermedia
Lineage: Eukaryota; Fungi; Ascomycota; Pichiomycetes; Serinales; Metschnikowiaceae
Source: the annotation of a GenBank genome assembly